AAUUUCACUUGUUACACUUCACUCCUUUUCUUCUGCUUGCAGUCUGAUUGGGGUGGGACAUUCAAGGCCUAAAAAUGAGCAGGAACUUCUUGUCCAAGAAUGACGAGCUCCGCAGGGGAGACUUCCUGCUGUCCAACAAUAAGGAGUGGAAGGCUAUUUUCCAGGAUGAUGGUAACUUUAUCAUCUACGGCUGGAAGCCUGUGUGGGCUUCAGACACUUAUGGAACAGAUGGUGUCCGCCUGGUCAUGCAGGAUGACUGCAACCUGGUCAUGUACAACAAGGACGACCAACCCAGGUGGCACACAAACAGUUAUGCCAAGGGUGAUUUUAGGUGCCGUCUUCAACUGACUGAUGAUGGCAACCUGUUGGUGUUCAAGGAAGCAGAUCAACUUUGGAGCUCUGCUAACUCCAAAGGCAUGAAAUGAAGUCAUGACAUUGCA
Molecule: messenger RNA, 440 nt
Organism: Morone saxatilis (striped sea-bass)
Lineage: Eukaryota; Metazoa; Chordata; Actinopteri; Moronidae
Product: mannose-specific lectin-like
Exons: 3
Coding region: 75-425 (116 amino acids)
Source: RefSeq, a predicted model, not a curated record